AUGACAAGGAAGAACCCCGUCACCAACGUAGUUGCCGUGCCAGCCGUGAACGACGAGGGCCGCACCCACCACAGAAGCAACCAACCUCGCGACGACGGCCGGAGCACCCGCCAGGCGCCGGCGCCUCGCGGCGUCCUCCCUACCCUCUCGAAGCCGCAACCCGUCCUCCCCGUCUCCAAAGCCCUCACCCCGGUCCCUCGGCGGGCGCAGGCGCAGGUCCAGGCCCGAGGGCGAGCCCGAGUCCAGCCGGUCGCACUCGCCGGCUCCAAGCGCCUAGACGACGCGCUCCCCGCCGGCUUCGUACGCCUCCUAAACGCCAGCCACAGCCAGGAAGCGGAUGACGCCGGCGGAACAGGGGGGCGCUACGACCCCAAGCCGGGGGACUUCGCCGUCGGGGUCGUGGUCUCCGGCACCGAAGCGCGCCUCGACGUCGCCAUCGGCGCCGACUGCCUCGCCACGCUGCUCGCCAAGGAGCUCCUCCCGCUCCACCGCGUCGGCGCUGACCCAGCGGCGCAAUCAGCUCUGCCUCGUCCUGGGAGCGUGGGCGUCGUGGCGGGCCCUGCCGUGGGCGAGGAGGAGGAUGAGGAGGCCCGGAAGCAGAGGCGCGGGAGCAGGGCGCUGGUGGCGCCCGGAACGGUGGUGGCGCCCGGAACGGUGGUGUUCGCGGAGGUGCUUGGCCGGACGCUCAGCGGGCGGCCGCUGCUGUCGGCGCGGCGGCUCUUCCGGCGCCUCGCGUGGCACCGCGCCAGGCAGAUUAUGCAACUUGAUGAGCCAAUUGAGGUUAAAAUUUACGAGUGGAACACCAGGGGACUACUCACACGAAUUGAGGGCCUGAGAGCAUUCCUUCCUAAAUUUGAGCUCGUGGAUCGGAUAAGUACAAGUACGCUUGCGGACUUGAAAAACAAAGUUGGUCACAGCAUACGUGUGUGCAUUACAAGGCUCGAUGAAGAAACUAACGAUCUGAUAAUUAGUGAAAAGAAAGCAUGGGAAAUGACUUAUCUUAAGGAAGGAACUCUCCUACAAGGGACCGUUCGCAAGAUUUUUCCAUAUGGUGCACAAGUUAGGAUAGCUGAGACAAACAGAAGUGGAUUAUUGCACAUCUCCAAAAUUAGCCGAGGCCAUGUUUUGUCAGUAAGUGACAUCCUGAAGAUAGAUGAUGAGGUGAAAGUUCUCGUGAUCAAGUCAAAUGUCCCAGACAAAAUUGCGCUUAGCAUAGCAGACCUCGAGAGUGCACCUGGUUUGUUUCUUGCAGACAAAGAGAAGGUGUUCUCAGAAGCUGAAGAAAUGGCACAGAGAUACAGGGAGCAACUUCCAGUUACUUCUCAGAACCCUAAAUUAGAUGAUGACCUUCCAGGAGAAACAAUUCCAUUCGACGAUGAAGCUAAAAUAUAUGCAAACUGGAAAUGGUUCAAAUUUCUGCAGCAUAGCAAACCUGGUAGCAGCAGCAAUGGAACAUAGAUGCAGCUUCUGCACAUCUCACCCACUGCAUGUUGUAACUCAAAUUUUGCAUCCUGUUGAAGAGUGUGGCAACAAAGGUUACAAGACAAAUGACAGCAACCAAAGCAUUAAGCACAUGAAGCUGUACUGUCGCUGGAAGACCUGAAGAAGUAACGAUUCUUGGUGAUCACAGCACGUCCCACAACCCAGUAUUGAUUUCGCGACAAGUAGCGAGAUGGAGCAUGCAAAUUCCUCUGACAAGUGACAACCAAAGGGGGGAAAUGCCCGUGAAAGAGAGUUGUCUUGCUUCCAAAUUGCAUUGCACUGGUGUUGCAAAAAAAUGUUGAACUCCAUACCGCAUUACGCAUAUAACUCCCUCCCUGGAGAGAAUGUUGCACUAUUUGCUCGUGUUAUGUAUCUGAAGAAUGUAGCUUCAUUACUGUACCUCGAAUGAGUUUUUAAACUCUUCUUGAAGUUAACAAGAUAGCUGCACCAAGAGUGCAGAAUAGUCUCUGAAUUUUGAUGAAAAUAUGUGACAUAGCAUCAACGUGAA
Molecule: messenger RNA, 1990 nt
Organism: Phragmites australis (common reed)
Lineage: Eukaryota; Viridiplantae; Streptophyta; Magnoliopsida; Poales; Poaceae
Product: protein PIGMENT DEFECTIVE 338, chloroplastic-like
Exons: 9
Coding region: 1-1458 (485 amino acids)
Biological process (GO): RNA stabilization
Molecular function (GO): RNA binding
Source: RefSeq, a predicted model, not a curated record